AUGAAGGCCAACAAAGCAACCCUCACGGGCGACUGGAAGGAGGAGAGCACGGUGUUUGCCGACGUGGAACCCAUGGAGCUACAAGGCUCAUCCGUUCGGGUGUACGACUGCGCUGGACAGGUGACAAGUGUUGCUCAUGCCGAAGCGUUUAUGAUCGGUGCUUAAAGGAGGUGUUGCGUGACCGUCGCCCAGGAUCGUUCGCUGUCCGCCUUGGAUGCGAGUGAUGCUGUAGCGACUACGUGGAGGAAGGAUUGCCAGAAAAAGCGAAAUCCUGCACUCAAUAUCUCCAAACGCCUUUCAGCUUGUCCUGCCCAUUACGAGUUGUUUCACGCGACACCGAAAAAGUUCAAGUACCUGGACCGUUUUAAACGGACCGACUUUUUUGUCAAAAUUUUCGACAUUUGUCUUUCAAAAACUUGUAACCUGUAUGCAGUCAUUUUAAACGUGUGACGUGGACUUGUGCAACUUGUGUCAAAAAAAAUGACGCCGUCCGUGAGUUGUAGCGCUCACUUCGAGACAACACACACGACACAACACAAACCGCGGAAAACACGACAUCAUGGACACCGACAUGGAUAUCACGGACACCCAGCGUGGCCGGCAGACCAAAACCCCGGCGAAAUUCCAGCAGACGGGCUCUCUCGGUGCCGCCGUAGGCGGUGGAGGCUUGCUCUCCAGCAAGAUAGUGCUGCUGCCUGGCAUCUCGGGGAACACUCAUGUUACCACGGGAGGCGCUGCCGCCACCAACACUCAGAGCGAGGGUGGAGCAGGCCGCCGGCGAGGGGUGGCAACCACUGCUCCUACCCCCCCGGGAAAAGGAAAAAACAAAGCGGCGGACGCGAAGCAACAACUGCAAGCCAUCAUGGCGGACCGCCGUUUUUCGGACGACACAGCAACAGCAGACAGCAUCGUCAACGUUGGCAACAGCGACGAUAGCAAUAGCGACAGCGACAGAUGACUCACACACAACCCUAGCU
This is a messenger RNA of Ectocarpus sp. CCAP 1310/34, 977 nucleotides long. The record is from the annotation of a GenBank genome assembly. NCBI's taxonomy places the organism in Eukaryota, Phaeophyceae, Ectocarpales, Ectocarpaceae.